CUGGCCGCUUCGGUCGCCACUCUUCGAGGAAAUCAGCAACCCCCGUGCCGCACUGAUCUUCACGUGCGGAGCCCAUCAAGCCUAUCAAGCAUACUGGGCUCCUCUCGCUCUGCUCACUCGUUGACCUGUAGCGUCGCGCAACUUUGUUUUGGCUUGCACUCCGAGAUUUGUUGACACUUUUUCUCGAGAUAGUUUUGAGAUCUUCUUGCGAGAGCGCGUCUGAUGUUGUUGACGCUGCGACCGGAUCCCCGAUCGACGUCGAUCGCAGCGUUGGAUGAUCUUUACGAGUUGGAGUCUGCAUUUUAGUGGGUUUGGGUUUUGGCUCCGCCGUUUUGGUGCAACUGCGUAAUGCCGGUUAGUUCCUGUACCGUGAGAUCUAUAGUUUGUAGUCGCGUGCAGAGGCUUGAGUGAAUUUGUUGUUGAGACGUGGUUGCGAUGCAUGAGGUUUACUUCAUGGCGUUGAUCUUUGGUGGGAGCCAGCGGGCAGUCGGCCGGGAUUUGAGGUAGAUGAUGUGUCAUUGUUUCUCUUGACGAAGUUCGGGAAGCGAUGUGCGAGACGGGAGGGACACAGAGAUCGUGCUUUUUUUAUGACCACAGGAUCGUUGGUUGCUUCAUUUUGUCGAUGGAACAAGCUGAGUAGCGCAGUGCGGCUACACGUCGAAGAAGCUCGGUUUUGAGUGACAGAUUGAUACGAGAGCCUCUGGAUUUGAACACUUGUGGAUUUCAAGGAGAUUUUUUGAACUGUAGCCACAAUGAACGACCUUUUCUCGAGGUCGUUCGGCAGAGAGGGAUCUAACUAUGUGGAUCUGAAGAAGGAUUCACGGAAAGGAGAUGUUGAGCUUGGGGAGAAGUCUGUGGCAGGGGGUCCUGAGAUAGACAUGGGCCCGUUCUUUGCCGAAGUGGACAAAAUUAAGAGUGAGAUGGAAAAAAUCAAGCAAUUGCUUGCCAAGGUCCAAGGUGCCCACGAGGAGAGUAGGACGGUUAGCAAAGCACAGGCUAUGAAAGAUUUGAGGGUGCGCAUGGACAACGACAUCAAGCAAGUUACGAAGAUUGCCAAAACGAUCAAAUCAAAAUUAGAGGAGCUUGAUAAAGCCAAUGUCGAGAACAGGAAAGUGCGAGGCUGUGAGGAAGGAACUCCAACCGAUAGGACGCGUGUAUCCAUCACCAGCACUCUUCGAAAAAAGCUCAAGGAUCUGAUGGGAGAGUUUCAAAUUCUCAGGCAGAAUAUGAACGAAGAGUACAAGGAAACGGUGGAACGCAGGUACUACACAGUGACAGGAAAACAUGCAGAUGACGAGACCAUAGAGACAAUCAUUGAGACAGGAAACAGCGAGACAUUCCUACAGAAAGCGAUUCAGGAGCAGGGCCGAGGACAAGUCCUGGAGACGAUCAAAGAAAUACAGGAACGCCACGACGCAGUGAAGGACAUAGAGAGAAACCUUCUAGAGCUUCACCAGAUCUUCAUGGACAUGGCCACGCUCGUCGACGCUCAGGGAGAGCAGUUGAACGACAUCGAGCAACAGAUGGGCAAGGCGUCUUCCUUCAUAGCAAGAGGCGCGCAAAACCUGCAGGUUGCGAAGAACAAUCAACGGAGUAGUAGAAAAUGGUGCUGCAUUGCCAUCAUCCUCCUCAUCAUUCUACUCCUGAUCCUCGUCAUCCCCAUUCUCCAUUCCUCGGGUCUUAUAUAACCUCUCACUCUUGAUGCGUAUCUUUGGAACCCAUGUCGAUACCCUUCCGAGCUAUUUCAUGUAGAGAGUGGGAUUCACCAACAUGUUAACAGUUCCAUGCCAUCUGUAGCUGAUUCUAGUCACUAACCUCGUGAAAAUUGUCACUGUAAAGUUUAGCUAACGGAAGCUCCUUUGCUGCAAGCUUCAGACAUGUGCCCAUUUUCUUCACUCAGAUGCUGUGGGAAUGCUUGAACGUUAGGGCCCAUUCUUCAACAGAUUCGGAACUUUUGUGUCGAUCCGCCGUGCUAUAAAUAUACUCACGCCUUCGACAUUA
Messenger RNA from Physcomitrium patens, 2001 nucleotides. RefSeq names its product syntaxin-125. Gene Ontology annotation, molecular function: SNAP receptor activity; SNARE binding. The record is from RefSeq and is a predicted model, not a curated record. Gene Ontology annotation, biological process: intracellular protein transport; exocytosis; vesicle fusion. NCBI's taxonomy places the organism in Eukaryota, Viridiplantae, Streptophyta, Bryopsida, Funariales, Funariaceae. Gene Ontology annotation, cellular component: plasma membrane; SNARE complex; endomembrane system.